Messenger RNA from Aspergillus tubingensis, 999 nucleotides. RefSeq names its product succinate--CoA ligase (GDP-forming) subunit alpha. Bases 1 to 999 code for a protein of 332 amino acids. Gene Ontology annotation, biological process: tricarboxylic acid cycle. Gene Ontology annotation, molecular function: succinate-CoA ligase (GDP-forming) activity; succinate-CoA ligase (ADP-forming) activity. The transcript has 7 exons. Lineage: Eukaryota; Fungi; Ascomycota; Eurotiomycetes; Eurotiales; Aspergillaceae. Gene Ontology annotation, cellular component: succinate-CoA ligase complex (ADP-forming); mitochondrion. The record is from RefSeq and is a predicted model, not a curated record.
AUGCAGGCCGUCCGCCGUAACACCGUCGCUGCCCUUCGCAAUGCUGCUGCCACGCAGCGCCGGGCAUACUCUGCCUCGGCCAGCCCGGCUUAUGCUGAGACUGUGAACAACCUUCGCAUUAACGGAGAGACCAAGGUCAUCUUCCAGGGUUUCACUGGAAAGCAGGGAACUUUCCACGCUGAGCAAGCUAUCGCCUAUGGCACCAAGGUCGUUGGUGGAACCAACCCGAAGAAGGCCGGCUCGAUGCACCUUGACCGUCCCGUCUUCGCCAACGUGAGCGAGGCCGUCAAGGAGACUGGAGCUACCGCUACUGCGCUCUUCGUCCCCCCCCCCUUGGCCGCUAAGGGUAUUGAGGAGGCCAUCGAGGCCGAAAUUCCUCUGGCUGUCUGUAUCACCGAGGGUAUCCCUCAGCACGACAUGGUUCGUAUCACCGAUAUCCUGAAGACGCAGAACAAGACCCGUCUGGUGGGUCCUAACUGCCCUGGUAUCAUCGCUCCUGGCCAGUGCAAGAUUGGUAUCAUGCCUGGAUUCAUUCACAAGCGUGGCCGUGUCGGUAUCGUCUCCCGGUCCGGUACCCUGACCUACGAGGCCGUCAACCAGACCACCCAGGCUGGUCUUGGUCAGUCCCUGGUCGUCGGUAUCGGUGGUGACCCCUUCUCCGGCACCAACUUCAUCGACUGCCUGAAGAUCUUCCUCGAGGACCCGGAGACCGACGGUAUCAUCAUGAUUGGUGAGAUCGGUGGUAGUGCCGAGGAGGAUGCCGCCGAGUUCCUCAAGGCCAACAACAAGUACAACAAGCCCGCCGUUGGAUUCAUCGCCGGCAUUAGCGCUCCCCCGGGCCGUCGUAUGGGUCACGCCGGAGCCAUCGUCAGCGGCGGCAAGGGUGGCGCUGACUCUAAGAUCUCCGCUCUUGAGGCGGCUGGUGUUGUUGUCGAGCGCAGCCCCGCUUCCCUGGGCAAGGCGCUGCUGAACGAAUUCGUCAAGAGGGAUCUGGUCUAG